Contarinia nasturtii (swede midge) is the source of this 519-nucleotide messenger RNA. RefSeq names its product carboxypeptidase B2-like. The annotation marks the transcript as partial. The record is from RefSeq and is a predicted model, not a curated record. Gene Ontology annotation, biological process: proteolysis. NCBI's taxonomy places the organism in Eukaryota, Metazoa, Arthropoda, Insecta, Diptera, Cecidomyiidae. Gene Ontology annotation, molecular function: metallocarboxypeptidase activity; zinc ion binding. The transcript is spliced from 4 exons.
UGGCACAUUCUGGCCGUUCAUAAUACAGAUGGCUAUGAAUUCUCACACCAAAAUGGCAAUCGAUUUUGGCGAAAGAAUCGAAAUAAUAAACUAGAUAGUGACUGUGUUGGAGUGGAUUUGAAUCGCAAUCACGGAUAUAAAUGGGAUGCUGAUGGAUUCGAAAAUGAUAACUUUGGCCAGUUCGUUUCAGACUCAAAUAAGAAUAUAACAGAAUCACAUCGUUUGGAUUUGAAACGCGUUGCUCAAGAUGGUGUGAAGAAUAUGAAAAAAGUUAAUAAUCAAACGUUUUCAAUCAAUGAGAUUGUAACGGAGAAGGCAAUUGAAGAUUUAACACUUGGUUCAUCGGAAGAUUGGGCGCAAAGUAUUAGAAUUAAAUACACAUACUUGAUUGAAUUGCGUGACAGUGGUCGUUAUGGUUUUCUUUUACCUUUCAAUCAAAUUUCAAUCAAACCAUUCAUUUUAACUGUAUCGAAAGCAAUUUUCAACGAUACGAAAAAAGGAAAAUUUAAACUGACUUGA